Molecule: messenger RNA, 2835 nt
Organism: Numida meleagris (helmeted guineafowl)
Lineage: Eukaryota; Metazoa; Chordata; Aves; Galliformes; Numididae
Gene: RASL12
Product: RAS like family 12
Exons: 6
Coding region: 307-1731 (474 amino acids)
Molecular function (GO): GTPase activity; GTP binding
Source: RefSeq, a predicted model, not a curated record
ACUGCCCGCGCUCUGCUCUCCCCAUGCGUUUCGGGUGGAAAAAGGGUGGUUUUGUGCUUGCUUGUUUGUAGGUUUUUUUUCCACACUAACCCUGCCGGCAGCAGACGCUUUCCAUGCCGAAGUGCAUCUUGUAUUGAGGGAGCAGGGAACGCACAGGGAUAGAUAGAAGUGCACUGUGCUGCUGGGAGAUGCAAUGAGUGCACCGUCAUCAGCCGAGCAGCACAGCGGGAGCUGGGGGGGCUCCGUGCCCAUCAGGGGGUCCCAACAAAGCGCAGUGCCGCCGGCACUGGGAUCAUUGCCGAGGCGAUGCUAGAUGUUGUCCCCCUGCAAAUCUGCUGUGGGGGCAAUGCAGGCGAAGGGACGGCAGUAGGGUGGCUGGGGACGCGUGUCCAGUCCGGCCCCGCGCGGCAGCUUGCCUUACAAGGAGUUUGGCUGCGGCCCGAGCGGUGGGAGCAGCGCUCGCCUCCUCCUGCCUCAUUCAUUGGGAGCGGCACUGGGGCCGCUGCUCCCCGGCACCGCCGUGACCUCCGCCCGCCCAACAUCCCAGCGGCAGGACCGAGGAUGGCCUCGAUGUUCGGCAAACCGCGGGUCAGCACCGAGCGGCCGCCGCAGAGCCCCGUGGCAGAGUGCAACGUGGCCAUCCUGGGGUGCCGGGGGGCCGGCAAGUCAGGUGGGAGCAGCGCUGAGCCACAGCUGCUGUAUGGCUUUUUGGGAACCCAGCACAGGCUCUACUGCAGCAUCCCUGCUCCGGUGCCGGGCAGCAUCCCUGAGACAAUGGGGUUUUGUGCGUUUGGGCAAGGGAAAAGUUUCUCUGCGAUCAUUCCAGGGCCCCCUGGGUCAUGCCCAUGGCUGUGGUUGCGUUUGCUUGUUUUGCAUGCGAUUCCCAUGUAUGUAUAUUUAUAUUCAUGGCUAUUUGUGGACCUUUCGGGCAGCAGCAGUGUUUCUGCCUGUGCAGUUCAAGGCUGUGUUCUGCAUGAGUCUUGCAGGGAACCACAGAGGUCCCCAAAAAUUGGUGCUCAGAAGCCAUGCCUAUGCCCCACAGCGCUGACAGUGAAGUUUCUCACCAAGAGGUUCAUCAGUGAAUAUGACCCCAACCUGGAGGACACCUACACCUCGGAGGAGCUGGUGGACCACCAGCCCGUGCUGCUGAAGGUGAUGGACACGGCCGACCAGGACGGCCCCGUCAACUGCGAGCGCUACCUGUGCUGGGCCAAUGCCUUCCUCGUUGUCUACAGCAUCGACGACAGGAGAAGCUUCGAGGGCUGCAGCCGCUACCUCGACGUCCUCGCCCGGCAUGCGCAGGGCUGCCAGCGCCGGAGCCCCGUGCUGCUGCUGGGCAACAAGCUGGACAUGGAGCAGUACAGGCAGGUGACCAAAGCCGAAGGGACGUCCCUGGCCACCAAGUUCGGGUGCCUCUUCUUCGAGGUGUCGGCGUGCCAGGACUUUGCGGCGGUGCAGCACGUCUUCCACCAGGCAGUGCGGGAGCUGCGGCGCGAGGCGGAGCGCGGCCCGGCCCUGCGGCCUCUCUUCAUCGCCGAGGAGCAGCCCUGCCUGGCCAUGGCCACCCGGCACAGCCUGCCCAGCUGCACCAUCAACACUCUGUCUACCGUCAACCUCAAGGAGAUCCCCUCGGUGGCCCAGGCCAAGCUGGUCACCGUCAAGUCGUCGCGGGCUCAGAGCAAGAGGAAGGCGCCCACGCUCACCUUGCUGAAAGGCUUCAAGAUAUUUUGAGGUGCAUCCCUCCCCUGUUCUGCGAGGGGCUGGUAGCACCAGGAAUGGGGACCUUGUCUCACUGACCCCUGCACGGCCCUGCCUGGCUGAUGUAUCUGUGGAUUUGGGCUCCUCCCGGAGCCGUGAAGCAUUGCUGCAGGCCGUGCUGUCCCCGGCUGCUCCGGCAUCUGUGUGUGAGUGGGACCACGCACCGGCAGGCAGACGGGAGCCCAGGGAGCGUGAACCACUCCUUAUCAAACACAGAGGCUCCUGUGUCUCAUGGGUCCCCCCACCAAGCAAUAACUAGGAAGAAAUUCUUUUUUCCAUCGGAAUGAGAAAGAUGUGGAUGCUGUCACACCUGACUACAGGCCUCAGGUGUCCUAAAACUGAUCCCUGUGCAUUGAAGUAAGUCAUACCAAAACAGCUGGUUUUCUAACCAACUUUUUACAAGACUAUGUUCCUUUUCAAAGGUUUUGCAAGCAGAGAUGCUUCACCGACCAGAAUACAUUCUUAAAAGCUUUUCUUUAAAAGACUGGCAUCUUUUCCAAAUGUCUUAAGUUAUUUCAUGGCCUCCACGUGUGCCCUGUGAAGGGUGUGAAGCGGAUCCUGUCACAAAGUACUGUGUGCCGUGACCAGGCUCUGCCUGCACCCACGCCAGGGCCCAGGGCUGUGUGCUUGUGUUCCUCGGGGUAAACAUUCUGCUUCUCUCCGGAGUCGCACCUAUCUGCAGAGUAAGAUACCCACGUGCAUAUUUGUACAUACGUUCAUAUAGAUACGACUAGAGUGACAUACAGAGAUUCAGUAUGGGAUUUUGAUCAAGCACUUUGGAAAAUAUUUUAAUAAAGGUGACUUUUGAAAAGAACAAACGCUCCCCAUCUUCAGUGUCAGUGUGUUUGUGCCAGGAGGUGAGGGCACGCUCCUUGGCUGACCUCGAGCCCCCACCUCCCCUCCCAGCCCGGCAGGCGGCAGCUGAGUGAGGGGGGUAAAGAUCAGCCAGACAGAGCCGCAGCGGGGGAGGCACGGGUUUGCCUCUGAGACCAGAGCCACUUCUGCUGACACAGCUCUGCUGUUUUCUUUUCUUUCCUUUUGGUGUUUGUUUUUUUUUUUUUUUCCAGGCUAAAAUGC